UUAAGGCGGUCAGCGGUGAUAAUGAUGAAAAGAUUUUCAAUGCACCGGGGAAACAAAAAUCCAAAGUGUGGACUGUUUUUGGGUUUUACAAGAAGGAAGGGAAGCUCGACAGAAGCCGUGCUGUUUGUAAGCUGUGUAGAGCAUCCUUAACGUACACCGGCAGCACUACAAAUCUCGACCAGCAUGCUAGGAGGAGACACGGUCAGGAAUACAUCGGGGAGACCCGCACCAACGAGCAGGAGCACACUGCAAGCAGUAGCACACAGCCGGUUAUUUCUAACAUGUUUGCGCAACUUGGUCAAAACUCAGCACGUGCCAAGGAAAUCACAGCAUCAAUAACGCGUUUUAUCGCUAAAGGAUUAUGUCCGUAUAAUAUAGUUGAGUGGGAAGGAUUUCAGGAUUUGAUCCAUACAUUAGAGCCCAGGUAUAAGAUACCCUCCCGAAAUCAUAUCACCAACACGUGCAUGCCAGCGUUGUAUACACAAGUUAAGAGCCAAGUUGAAAAAGAACUGGCAAAUGCAGAGCGAGUGGCAAUAACAAGUGACGCUUGGACGUCAUGUGCAACGGAGUCUUAUGUGACGAUCACAGCCCACCACAUCACUCCGGAUUGGACGUUAAAUGUUCAUGUGUUGCAGACCAGGGCAUUCAAAGGAUCUCAAACUGGAAAGAAUAUUGGUGCUCUACUGAAACAGGCAUGUAUUGACUGGAAACUUUUUGAUAAAGAGCCAGCCCUGGUAACGGACAAUGCUUCAAACAUGGUUUUAGCUGGCGUGGAAGCAGAGAUGAGCCCUCACCUCAUGUGCUUCGCACACACUAUAAAUCUGGCCACACAGAAAGCCUUCAAAGUGGACACAGUAGAAAGGUUGCUGGGAAGGGUGAGGAGAGUGGUUGGCUUUUUUCACCGCAGUGUCAGAGCAGCAGAAAUUUUACAAGACAAACAGAAACAACUGGCCUUGCCUAUCCACAAACUCAUCCAAGAUGUGUCCACCCGUUGGAACAGUUCCCAUGACAUGCUUGAACGCUUACUGGAACAACAGCCUGCCAUUUCUGCUGCACUCAUGUCCAGGGAUCUCAGAAGAGGAGAAGAGGUUAACACUCUUAAGGACAAAGACUUCUGCGAUGUUGUAGAUAUUGUGAAGCUGAUGGCGCCGGUCAAACUUGUGACCACCAGCAUGUGUGAAGACAAGCGGCCCACACUCUCAAUGAUUUGUCCUGUCAGAGCAAAGCUAAAAAAGAACUUUGAAGCAUCAGAUGAAGACUCAGCGGUAAUCAGAGAGAUGAAACAAGCAUUCAGAAAUGACUUGGAGAAGCGCUACACUGGCCUGGAUGAUCUGUUCUACACUGCAGCAGCUCUGGACCCCCGCUUCAAGUCUCUGCCCUUCCUGACUGACCAUGAUGCUGAGCGGACGUUCACAAGCAUAACAGCAGAAGCUACAUCCCUGCAUAACAAGGCAACAGGGGAUCCAAUUCAGAGAGGCCCACUGCAGACAAAUCCAUGUCAGACUGAACCUGCCCUUGGAGAUCUGGACAUUAGCAUUGAUGCACCCCAGACCCAAGAUGAGCCUAAAGAUGAUGACCCUCCUCUCAAAAAAAAGAAAAUGUCAGCGUUGGACCAGCUGUUGGGAAAAGACUUUGAAGUGAGGAUGGGAGCUAGAUCUGUAAGAGACAAGGCCAACGAAGAAGUCAAGAGGUACAGAGAGCGUGAUCUGUUGUCCCUGCAAAAAAACCCACUGCAGUGGUGGAAAGAGCAGCAGGACUUGCCACUGCUGUCGUCUCUGGCUAAAAAAUACCUCUGUAUCCCGGCCACCAGUGUGGCAUCUGAGCGGGUGUUUAGUACUGCGGGAGAUAUUGUUUCCUCUAAACGCAGUCUACUCAAACCUGAGCACGUGGAUCAAUUGAUAUUCCUGAAGAAAAACCUGUCCCCCAAAAACAACAAGGAUAGUGAGACUUGAAUGAAGGAGAUUUGUAAAAAAAAAG
Molecule: messenger RNA, 1977 nt
Organism: Gadus chalcogrammus (walleye pollock)
Lineage: Eukaryota; Metazoa; Chordata; Actinopteri; Gadiformes; Gadidae
Product: E3 SUMO-protein ligase ZBED1-like
Exons: 3
Coding region: 282-1952 (556 amino acids)
Molecular function (GO): protein dimerization activity
Source: RefSeq, a predicted model, not a curated record